This is a messenger RNA of Prunus avium (sweet cherry), 1190 nucleotides long. The record is from RefSeq and is a predicted model, not a curated record. NCBI's taxonomy places the organism in Eukaryota, Viridiplantae, Streptophyta, Magnoliopsida, Rosales, Rosaceae.
CUCUCGCUCUCUCUCUGUCACUCUCUGCUCUCUCUCUCUCUGUCACUCUCACUCUCUCUCACGGUCACUCUCUCUCACUGUCAAAUUGAGCCGUAAAUUCUCAUUUCACGAGUUAGGGCUUUGAGAUUGAUUUUGAAGGCAAAGGAAAGGAAGUUAGUUGCUGCUGGUUGUGCUUUUAUUUUUGACUCACCACCCAACUGCCAGCCCUCUGCCUUCCGGCCAGAUCUCCCACUCCGGCCCUCGAUCUGCUUUUCGUUCAUCUCUCGCUGCCGUCAAACACCAAAAACAAAGAGGCGAAAAUUCCUCCUUCCGCUGGUCUGAAGUAAAACCCAAAAACUUUCUUUAUUUCUUCACUACAGCUUCCAGACAAAGAUUGGCAGAAUUUGAUUGAGGCAGCUAUUCCUCUUAGGUCUCAUUACAGUACACCAGAGCCAAAGAUCGAUCCGCUCUAUUGUAACAAGCAUGGCAUUAGUCUUCAGUUACACAGCCUGCAGACAGCUGUCGCAGAUGCUUGUGGCAAUAAUCUUUUUUCACGGUUCUGAAUACAUUUUAGCAGUUGGCAUUCACGGGAAAUCAAAUGUCACUCUGAAAUCUCUUCUGAUCAGCAAAAACUAUCUGGUUGCAAUGAUUUUUUCCUUGCUGGAGUACUUAAUUGAAUAUAUUUUGUUCCCUGGUAUGAAGGAACACUGGUGGGUCAGCAACUGGGGCCUUGGAAUGCUUAUAAUAGGGGAAAUCAUUCGGAAGAUGGCAAUAAUUACAGCUGGUCGAUCCUUCACACAUCUCAUCAGGGUUCGACACUCGGAGCAUCACCAACUGAUUACAAAUGGAAUUUAUAGAGUUGUUCGGCAUCCUGGUUACUGUGGUUUCUUCAUAUGGUCAGUGGGCACUCAGAUAAUGCUUUGUAAUCCCAUAUCAACAAUUGCAUUUGCACUUGUAGUUUGGCGCUUCUUUGCACAAAGAAUACCGUAUGAAGAGUAUUUCUUGAGGCAGUUUUUUGGGUUGCAGUACGAGGAAUAUGCCAGACAAGUUCCUGCCGGGGUGCCUUUUAUAAAGUGAAGAUCCGAGGGAUUCUGAGGGAAGGGUUGAAUUCCUCUUGCCUCACUCAUCUUGCUUCUGCUAGAUUGUAGAAUAGUGUUGUCUUCUUUAGCUGAUAAAUGGGUUGCAGGUGAGACUGAGAAUGUAUCAGCCAA